This is a messenger RNA of Cylas formicarius (sweet potato weevil), 1815 nucleotides long. RefSeq names its product U4/U6 small nuclear ribonucleoprotein Prp31 (gene Prp31). The transcript is spliced from 5 exons. Bases 38 to 1534 code for a protein of 498 amino acids. The record is from RefSeq and is a predicted model, not a curated record. Gene Ontology annotation, biological process: mRNA splicing, via spliceosome; spliceosomal tri-snRNP complex assembly. Gene Ontology annotation, cellular component: U4/U6 x U5 tri-snRNP complex; U4 snRNP; precatalytic spliceosome. NCBI's taxonomy places the organism in Eukaryota, Metazoa, Arthropoda, Insecta, Coleoptera, Brentidae.
UGGUCUGUGCCCAUUUUCUAAACCCUACUUUUUGAAAAUGUCUCUAGCUGACGAAUUACUGGCUGAUUUGGAAGACAAUGAUCAUGAAGAUGAGGGCUCUGAAGAGACUAUGGAAUGUGAAGAAACGAUUGAAGCUAAAGAAGAGAAGCCUGAUUUGAAGCAGUUAACAAUGGAUAUAGAUACGGCACAAAUCAAUUCAGUUCGGGAAUUAUGUAAACUGAGAGAUUCUGAUCGUUUAAAACUUAUAAUAAAACAAGUUGAAAGCUAUUCCACUCAGCAUCGAAAACCAAUAGAUAUUGUGGGCCCUGUGGAAGCAGACCCAGAAUAUCAGCUAAUAGUUGAAGCCAAUGAUAUGGCACAGGAUAUUGACAACGAAAUUUUAACGGUACACAAAUUUGUUCGAGAUAAAUAUCAAAAACGAUUUCCCGAGUUGGAAUCCUUAGUUGUGAGUCCACUAGAAUAUGUGAGAACUGUGAAAGAGUUGGGCAAUGAUUUAGAUCAAGCAAAAAACAAUGAAGUAUUGCAGCAAUUUCUUACUCAGGCCACUAUUAUGGUUGUAUCAGUGACAGCAUCCACAACACAGGGGACGCUGUUGACAAAGUUUGAAAAAGAACAGAUAAAUGAGGCUUGUGAUAUGGCAAUGGAAUUAAACAACUUCAAGUUAAGAAUCUUUGAAUAUGUAGAAAGCAGAAUGACAUUCAUAGCUCCAAACAUAUCGAUAAUUCUUGGAGCAUCAAUUGCUGCAAAAAUAAUGGGUGUUGCAGGAGGACUGACUAGAUUAUCUAAAAUCCCGGCCUGCAAUGUUCAACUGUUAGGGCAGCAAAAGAAAACCUUGGCAGGUUUUAGCCAGGUUACAAUGUUGCCUCACACAGGAUUCGUUUAUUACUCCGAAAUAGUUCAAAACACGCCACCGGAUCUAAGAAGAAAAGCAGCCAGAUUGGUAGCAACCAAAUGCACUUUAGCCGCUAGAGUAGAUGCCUGCCACGAAAGUACGGACGGCAGGAUUGGACGAAUGUUACGAGAUGAAAUCGAACGCAAGUUAGAUAAGUUACAAGAGCCGCCUCCAGUUAAAUUCGUAAAACCACUACCAAAACCAAUAGAUCAGUCAAAAAAGAAGAGGGGUGGAAAAAGAGUAAGGAAGAUGAAAGAAAGAUAUGCUCUGACUGAAUUCAGAAAGCACGCCAAUAGAAUGAAUUUUGCUGAAAUUGAAGAUGAUGCAUACCAAGAAGAUUUAGGUUAUACCAGGGGCACAAUAGGCAAAGCAGGAACAGGCAGAAUAAGACUGCCUCAAGUGGAUGAAAAAACUAAAGUAAGGAUUUCGAAAACAUUACAGAAGAAUCUGCAAAAGCAACAAAUUUGGGGCGGAAGUACCACUGUUAAAAAGCAAAUCUCAGGUACCGCUUCCAGUGUGGCGUUCACCCCGCUUCAGGGAUUGGAGAUUGUUAACCCGCAAGCGGCAGAAGUUAACGCGAAUGAGGCUGAUGCCAAGUACUUUUCAAACACUUCUGGUUUCUUAAAGUUAGACAAGAAGUAAAUUUUUUUUGUGUUCAAGAACAAAAAACAACUUUUUUUUAAUACCCAUAUGCUGAUGAUGGUAAUAAGAUAUAUACUAAUUACACGAUUCACCAUUCCUUUUUCCUAUUUUUAAAUGGUAUAAAGAAUAAAGGCAAUGGUAAGGGAAAAGACAGCCUAUUAGGGAGCCGUUGAUAUUACCACCUAAUGAUAGAAACUUUGGCGUUUAUUUUGGAUCUUUGAAUAUAUAAUUAGCAAUUAAACAAAUUUCCAAAAUGUUCUGUAAAUAAAAUACUAAUGGAA